CUUCUAUAUAUACGUCCUGCACAGUAGCACAUCGCCUACGCAUUGCAGUCGCGCACAUUACAGCGGAAAGCAGAUACAAGCACAGUGUGACGCUAAAUCAAGUACACCAUCCACACGAAUUGUAGGCACCUGGUGUUUCGCUCGCCUCGGGGUCGUGAAGUUUUUCGUCGACACUGCGAGGGGACAGAGACGCUCUUCUGUAGGGAGGGUGAGAAGAAAAGGGGGGUCUACAGUGUGUGGGGUACUGUGGUGGUGUGCCUCUCUCUACGCAGUGAAGGAUUAACGUGCGCGCGGCGACGACAAAGAAACUGCUGCUCGGAAACUCAAGGUUGCAACCCAAGUAUUCUUACCGCCGUCAAGGAAAAAAAACAAGUUGAUAAAGUAUUCGGCAGAGCCGAGGACAACUGACAUCGUGCAAGUUAGCCGAUAAACCCAAGAUACUCGGUGUGUUUUUGUAGCCGCAACGAGCGAGGACAUAUUUUGUCCUCUAGCCAAAAGGACAGCUUUUAAAAAACCAUCGGCAAAUCAUGCAUUAGCUUAAUGAAAUAAAGCUAAAAAAUAAAAGUAAAAAUGCAAAACUGGAACCAAUGGCAAGUACCCUCUGGUACUGCACCAAUGCCCCCACCACCAACGGGGUAUUCAGCACCACCACCUGGUACUGAUCCCAUGGCAGCAAUGCAAGCUUACUUGCAAUACUAUAACCAACCGGCACCAAAUGGUUACACACCUGAGCAAUGGGCUGCUGCUCAGCAACAAAAUUGGGCUCAGUGGCAACAGUGGCAACAACAGUAUCAGCAAUGGCAAGCUCAGUAUGGAGAAAAGUACCAGCAACAAUACGGUCAAGCUCCACCGUUGCCCAUGUCAACGCAACCGCCUCCUCCACCACCAAAAGAUGACAAACCUCCAUUACCACCUACCAACACGGUUAAUACAUACGGAUAUACCACAGCAGCGCCACCUCCUCCACCAACUACCGUCACUCCUGCUCCUGCUCCUGCUGCUACUACAGCUGGUACAAAACGACCAUCCACUUCAGAUCCUGAGUCGGAGAGCGCAAAAAAAGCUAAAGAUGAAAGUGAAUUGAAACUUCUUAAAUCUGAAAAACAAUUUGACGAACAAUUUAGAACCUGGGAAGAGCAGUUUAAUAAAUGGAAACAGCAAAAUGCCAAUCACCCUGACAAGGCUCAGUACAAGCAGUAUGAAGCUAAAUGGACAUCUAUUCGAGAGAAAUUAAUAGAACGUCGUGAAAAGAUGCGACGUCAGCGUGAACAACUAAUGGCAGCUAAAGAAGCUGAGAAUAAAAAGAGUGUUCCGGGUGGAGAUAAGAUUAUGAACAUUCUUUCUAGUACUGAAAAUCAGGGAUUGAUAAAUAAUCUGCUAGGCAUAGGUAAAACCUUAGGUCUUACGACUAGCAAAUCUGAUCAACCGACGAUGGCUGCUACGCCGACCACAAUGGUUAACCCCCAUCCCACUCCAGCUGUUGUCUCAGCUGGUCCAACAAUGGCUAUGCACCAACCAGGACCAACACAUCAAAUGAUGACACCGCAAAUGGCAGCAAUGCCACCAGUGAUGCAGCCUGAUAUGAGCCAAGCAUGGAACCAGUGGAACCAGUACAACCCAGCAAUGAGCACAGGUAUGACCGCACCCAUGGCUCAGCCAAUGGUUUCGGCUAUGCCACCACAUUACAAUACGAUGCAACCAUCAAUGGCGAUGGGACCACCUCAAAUGCAACAGCAUCCAUCAAUGCAGACUCAACCACUUCCAGUGCAAACUCAGCAGACGACUAUAGUCCCGAAUUUGUCCCAGCCGCCUCCCGGUUUCCCACCACAAAACUUUUCGCAGCCACCGCCUGGUUUCUCUCAGCCACCGAUGGCUGUCAGUAACAAUAAUGCUCCACCUCCUCAGCAAAUGAGUUCUGUAAACAUGCAACGCCAAAAUAUGGGCCCUAAUUUAAAUCAAAAUAUCAAUCAAAACAUACCACCUAAUCAGCAGAUGCCGUUAGGCAAUGAUAACAGAAACAAGAAUCAAUUCAUUAAACCACCACCAAUGGCGGGUGGCCAUUACAAUCAACCACCACCAAACUUUAACAAAGGAAAUGACUCUGGAAAUAACAAACAAAAUAACCAAGGAAAUAACUACAAUGAAAAUGACAACAAUUUUAAUGAAAGAAAUGAAAAUAACUUUAGCAGACCGAACAAAGGAGGGAACUUCAAAAAUAAUGACAGAGAUAAUUUUAACGAUAAUAGUAACGAGAUUUACAGUGAAAAUAAUGUCAACUACAGUGAUAAUCAUGGAGAUAGAAAUGAAAAGCAGUUUGAAAAUAAAAAUAAGGAAGAUGUACCUCCUGAAUUGCUUAAAGUUUUUGAAAAACGUAAGGCUGCAAUGGAUGUUUUUAAACCAAGCACCUCAUUUUCUUCAAGUGUUGGUUCACUUAGUGAGAGUUUUAAAAAAGCAAUGACUGACAAAGAUACAAAAACUCAAUUUAGCUCUAAUAAUCAAGGACCCGGUGGAUUUAACUCUUCAGAUAAUGUAAGUGCUAACUUCGAUCAAUCAAGUCAAGAUCCAAAAGAAGGCCCAAGCUUUGAAACCAAAGGUUCAAAUACGUUCCAAAAUAAAAGUCAAGGUGAUAUUGGUAAUAAUUCGUCAAGCUUUGGAAAUCGUGUUCCAAACAAAGGUUCCAACUUUGGGAACCAUGGGUCUAAUGAAUUUGACAACAAUGUUAAAAAUAUCAAUAAUGAUACUACAGAACAAAACUUUGGGAACAGAGGACCAAACAAGUUUAUUGGUAACAAUAACAAAACUGGUCCUAACAACUUUGAAAAUGCUGGUCCAAGCAAUUUCAGAAAUAUUGGUCCAAAUAACAGUAACAAUAAAGGUGCAAAUAACUUUUAUAAUAGCAACCCAGAUGGUCCCAAUACGUUUGGAAAUUCCCAUCCCAAUAGCUUUGAUGAAAGAGCUCCAAAUGAUAACAGUAAUAAUAAAUGUGGACCGAAUAAUUUUGGCAAUAAAGAUGAUAGCAACAACGUGAUCAAUGACGGUCCAACCAACUUUGGAAAUGUCGGCCCAAACAAAUUUGGUCCCAACAGUUUUGGCAAUGAUGGACCAAAUAACUUUGGUAAUAAUAAUAAAGGUGGUCCUAAUAACUUUGGCAAUAAUGGCCCCAACAAUUUUGGAAAUAAUGGCCCAAAUAACUUUGGAAAUAGUGGCCCAAACAACUUCGGAAAUAGUGGCCCCAACAAUUUUGGAAAUAAUGGCCCCAAUAAUUUUGGAAACAAUGCCCCCAACAACUUUGGAAAUAGUGGCCCUAAUAGCUUUGGAAAUAAUGGACCCAACAAUUUCAGAAAUAACAACUGUCCAAAUACCAACCGUAAUAACAAUAAAGGAGGUCCAAAUAACUUUGGAAAUAAUGGUCCGAAUAAUUUUGGAAAUAAUGGUCCUAACAACUUUGGAAAUAAUGGUCCUAACAACUUUGGAAAUAUGGGACCCAACAACUUUGGAAAUAAUGGUCCAAAUAACUUUGGAAAUAACUGUCCGAAUAACAACCGUAACAACAAUAAAGGUGGCCCAAACAACUUUGGAAAUAACGGUCCCAAUAACUUUGGAAAUAACGGUCCCAAUAACUUUGGAAAUAAUGCCCCGAACAACUUUGGAAAUAUGGGACCCAACAACUUUGGAAAUAACGGUCCCAAUAAUUUUGGAAAUAAUGGUCCAAACAAAUUUGGAAAUAAUGGUCCAAACAACUGUGGAAAUAACGGUCCAAACAACUUCGGAAAUAAUGGCUCAAAUAACUUUGGAAAUAAUGGACCAAACAACUUUGGUAACAAUGGUCCAAACAACUUCGGUAACAAUGGUCCAAACAACAAUAAUAGGGGGCCGAAUAACUUUGGUAACAACAAAGGUGGUCCUAAUAACUUUGGAAAUAAUGGUCCAAACAACUUCGGGAAUAUGGGACCCAACAACUUUGGAAACAACGGUCCAAAUAACCUUGGAAAUAACGGUCCAAACAACUGUAACAAUAGAGGGCCAAACAACUUCGGUAACAAUAAAGGUGGCCCCAAUAACUUUGGAAAUAAUGCCCCGAACAACUUUGGAAAUAUGGGACCCAACAACUUCGGAAAUAACGGGCCCAAUAACUUUGGUAAUAAUGGUCCUAAUAACUUUGGAAAUAAUGGUCCAAAUAACUUUAAUAAUAGAGGCCCAAACAACUUCGGUAAUAACAAAGGCGGCCCUAAUAGCUUUGGAAAUGAGGGCCCUAACAAUUUUGGGAAUAUGGGACCUAAUAACUUUGGAAACAACGGUCCAAAUAACUUUGGCAAUAACCCUCCCAAUAACUUUGGAAACAACGGACCCAACAACUUUGGAAAUAACGUUCCGAAUAACAAUAAUAACAGAGGCCCGAAUAACUUCGGUAACAAUAAAGGUGGUCCCAACAAUUUCGGAAACAACGGCCCUAACAACUUUGGAAACGUUGGUCCCAAAAAUUUUGGAAAUGUUGGUCCUAACAACUUCAGAAAUAAUGGUCCAAAUAAUCAGAAUAGAGGUCCGAACACCUUUGGAAAUAACGGUCCAAACAACUUUUGCAACAACGCCCCGAACAAUUUUGGAAAUACUGGACCCGACGAGUCGGGUAAUAACGGUCCAAACCAAUUUGGAUUUAACGGUCCUAACGAUAGCAGGGAUCAAAGUACUGGUAAUUUUGAGACUAAAGAUGAAGGACUUGAUAAAAACAAAGAUUUUAAUUAUGACAGCUUUGAUGACUUUAGAGGUAGGGAUCCAACACAAUUUUCCAAUCAGGAUCCCCCAGAAAAUAAAACAGAUAAAGAUAGCUUUGCUCUAUCAUCUGAAUCUGUUAAAGAAAAUACAGAUUCUGGAAAACAAGGCACGCCAGAGACAAUUAAAUCUGACUUUAUCUCUCUUAAGGCUGAAGCAGAAAGUACUCAACAACUUAGUGAAAGGCCAUCUGACGAAAGUGGUAAAGAUCAAGCCAAGGGUGAUGUUUCCUUAGCAGAAAAAGAGUGUAGUAGUAUUGUCAAAACCCCUGAACCUAUUAAUCCCAUGCUAGAUGAGUCUGCCUGGAUUCCAUGUGAAGAGCCGAUAGCUGAGAGUGAAGUAACAACUGCUGAUGAAAAUAAGAAUGACACGAACGAAGACGAUGAGGAUUCUAGAAUUAAAAAAAAUCCUGAUUCGCUUCUGUUUGUAGGAGUUGAAAACUCUCAAGCGAAAGAUUUAAACUUGGACCCAUCUCCAGAGGCUACAGAACAACAGGAUGAAGCACUAACCACAACUUUAGAAAAACCGGCUACUCCUACUGUAGCUAAUAAGGAGUCAGAAGCUGAUAGUAAAAAUCCGGAUGACCCUGAUCGAGAAGCAUUUACCCGUCCGUUCCACGAGGGACCAUUUAGUGGCCCAAAAAAUCAACCUAUUUUUAAUCGACCUCCAUCAGUACCAUUCAGAUCUGAUUCACCAGAUUUUGGGCAUGAUGUAUUCAAUCAAUCACCAGUUCCAGCAGGAUCUUUAAAGAUUCCAUCUUUAUUAAGUAUGAAAAUUGCUCCUCCAGCAGAGGUACCUACAAACGAUACACCUGAUAAAGAUGAUUCUGUAGAUAACGAAAAAGAUUCUGAACCUGGGUCUUGUGGACCUAACGGUGAAAAAGAUGUAUCUACAAUAGAUGCAGAUAAAAAUCAUGGUCCUGGGUUUGGACCUAACAAGCAAUCAUUUGGUAACGAUAGACCAAUGGACAAGAACUUCAGUACAGUACCAGGAUCCUUCGGACCAAACAGAUCUUCUACUGACAAAGACGGAUCAAAUGAUAAAAACUACGGUCCUGGUUCUGGUAUUAUUACUCAUGGACCACAGGGACCCAUUUUUGGUAAAGACGGACCCAUAGAUACAGAUAAAAAUCAUGGUCCUGGACCAUUCGGGCCUAACAAACCACCAUUUGGCAACGACAAAUCAAUGGAAAGAAACUUCGGUUCUGCACCAGGGGUAUUCGGACCAAAUAGACCUCCUUUUAACAAAGACGGACCAAAUGAUAGAAACGUUGGUCCUGGUCCUCAUCAUUUUGGACCACACGGACCUAUGUUUAGUAAAGAUGGGCCCAUGGAUGCAGUCAAAAAUCAUGGUCCUGGACCAUUCGGGCCUAACAAACCACCAUUUGGCAACGAUAGAUCAAUGGACCGACACUUUAUUCCUGGCUCUGGACCAGGACCUUUCGGACCAAACAGACCUCCCUUUAGCAAAGAUGGACCAAUGGAUAGGAACUUUAAUCAUCGCCCUGGGCCUGCUGCAUUUGGACCUAACAGACCUCCGUUCGGUCCCGAUGGACCCUCAGAUGGACUUCUGGGACCACGACCUUUCGAUGGACCAUUUGGGCCAAACAGGCUGUUUGAAAAAGCAGAAACUAAGCCUUUUGAAAAUGAUGGACUUCUUGGGGCAAGUCCUUAUGAAAGCAAUGGAUUUUUUGGGCCAAGGCCUUUUGAAAAUGAGAGACAAAACAGACCAUUUCAAAAUAUUAACAAGUUGGGUACCUUUGCUGAUUCAUGCAGAAAGCAAGAAGGACUACUUGGGACAGGUCCUUUCUUAAAAGAUGCAGUACCUGGGCCAAGCAAACCUAUGGAUAAAAAUAAACCAUCAGAGAUGCUGGAAGGAAAUCGGCUCUCUACUGAAAAAUGUGAAUCUCUUCUACCGAUGGAUGCAGAGUCUUCUUCUCUGCAAAAUAAAACACAAGUAGACAUCAAACCUUCACCCAUUGGAGACUUCAUAGACGACAUUUUCCAUCCUUUGGAUCCAAAAAGUGAUAAAUUAAAGAGUAUUGAAGGUGAUAAUUUUUCACUUGAUCCAAAGGUUGCAAAUAAAAUGGAUGUAGAUGAAAAAGUCUCAACAACAGUAGAUAUGGGUGAUAAAAAAGAGAGUUUUCUUAAUCUAUCUGGUGGUCCUAUCACUGAUUUUGGACCUAGAGGCCCUCAAUCAAGACCUUUCGAUGGACACAGUGGAUUACUUGACAAACCAAUUAGUCUUCUAGGUAAACCAGGAGAUAAAACAGAUAGACUUAGUUGUCCUAUGGAUAGAGCAAGUCCAUGCAAUAGACCAGGAGGUCCAUUAGACAGACCUAGUGGCUUUUUAGAUAGACCAGGAAUGUUAUCAGAAAAAUCUGGUAGUAUUUUGGGCAAGCCAGGUCUCCUAGACAGGCCUGUCGGUCUUUUAGACCGACCAGUAGGUCCGUUAGAUAGACCAUUAUCAAAGGAGUCCAUGGACAAGCCACCGGGAGCUCCACUAGACAGAUCUGGUAGUCGUUUUGAUAGGUCCGGUAGAUUUCCAAGACGCGGUGAAGAAAUCACAAACGCAGACCCAGAAUUCCACGUAGGCAAGCAAUUCAAUUACAAUCACAAAGCGCCGGUCAAGGUGAUUGAUUAUUCACACGAAUCAAUAAAUGCUGUGUCCGAAUUUGUCAAACCUCUGUGUGUGUACGAAUACCAACACGGGAGUCUGAAGCCGAACGUACCGGACUUUUACAAGGACUUUAAGAACUGGGAAGACAAUGAACAAACUAGAAAAGAGUACAACGAUGAGAUGAUAAAGCGGUGUGAAAGGAUUGGCCAAGUGUGGACGGUGAGUCCAACGCGACAGCUAGAUAAAUCGAAAGAGGACUUGAAGCCCAAAGAGAAGAAAGACCGAGAGAGUGAAAAGGAUCAGGACGAUCGUCGUAAAGAUCGCGACGAGCGCCGUGACAGGGACGAACGUGUGAGCGAAAGGCCGCGCGACAAAGAACGCGAGAGAGAGCGAAGUCGUGAUCGAGAUCGUAACGAUCGUAGCAGAAGCGAUCGUGAUCGAGAUGAACGAUCGUUACGAGAAAAGAGUCGUGAUAAAGACAGAGACGACCGUUACCGUAGUUCCGAGCGUGAUCGUGACAAAAACCGUGACAGGGAUGAACGAUACAAGGAUCGAGAUGACAGGUACAAAGAUCGCGAUGAUCGGCGUGAUAAAGAUAGAGAUGAUAGGUACAAAGAUAGGUAUGACAAAGAUCGUCACAAGGAAAGAGACGACCGGUACAAGGACAAAAGUCAUGAAAAGGAUCGCGAUGACAGGCCCAAAGACAACAAAGAUAAGGUGGACAAAGAUUUGAAAAUUAAAAAUUCUGAUAAGGAUCGCGAUGAAAAUAUUGUAGAUAAAGAUAAAGUGGAUAAUGAAGAUAAGAGUGAAAUUAAAGAUAAAGAUGCAAAUGUAGUUGAUGAAAAUAAAAAGGAUGAUGAGCCCAUGGAUCAUCUAGAAAGCGAAGCUUCUACGGAUGAUAAAUCUUCUUGUCCAGAACAACACGACAAAGGAAAUAAGCCUAGUGAUCCCGAAAAAAGUGACGACAGAUCUAAAGAAGAUAUCAGCCAGCAGGAAACUACCUCUACUGUCUCAACUGACACUGCUACCCCACAAGAUCCCAGCCAAUCAGAAGCCAAGCAUAAUGUAUCCGAUAGUUUACCGAAAAUUCUGGAAAUGCCAAAAUUAUCGAAUCUCACUGUGGUCGAAGAUUUAUUACUUCCCCCCAGUCGGUUAACGAGACCACCAAAGAUUGCCAUUAUUCUUCGAGGUCCACCUGGAAGUGGAAAAUCAUACGUGGCAAAAAUAAUCAAGGAUAAAGAAGUUUCUCAAGGAGGUUCUGCACCAAGAAUACUCAGUAUUGACGAUUACUUCUUAGUUGAAAAAGAUGAUAAAAAAGACAACGCUGAUGACAUGGAGUAUAAAUAUGAAGAAGCUAUGGAGCCAGAAUACGUCAAUCAUUUGAAAAAAGCCUUUAAGAAAAAUAUUACUGAUGGUUAUUUUAACUUCAUCAUACUAGAUAGUGUUAAUGAAAAAAUCACAGACUACGAAGAAAUGUGGAGUUUUGCCAAAACAAAAGGCUUCAAAGUUUACGUUUGUGAAAUGGAAAUGGAUGUACAAAUAUGCCUCAAGCGAAAUAUUCACCAAAGAUCAGAAGAUGAAAUCAACAGGAUAGUUGAUUACUUUGAACCAACACCGAGUCACCACAAUAAAUUGGAAGUUGCAUCAUUGCUUCAAGAACAAGCCAUUGAAGACGUUGAGAUGGUGGAUGCCCAAGAGGUACAACCAAAAGAAGAAGACAAGGAAAAUGAUAAAAACAAGGAAAAGGAUAAAAAUAAGGAAAAGGAUAAAACUAACGAAAAAGAGACAGAUGAAACACCUGCCACCAAUGAUGACAGUCAAGACAGCCAAGAUGACUCAGAAUUCGUGAUUGUCAGCAAAUGGGAAAAAAUGGAAGCAGAAGAUAAAUUAAAUAAGCUGGAUGGUAUCAAGCGAAAAACUGAUCACAAACCUCAAACAAUGGAAGACUUUUUACAAGUUCCUGACUAUUACAACAAAGAUGAUAAUUCUGGAAAAAAGCAUGUAAGAUGGGCUGAUCUAGAGGAGCGCAAGCGUCAAGAUAAAAUGCGAGUAGUGGGUUUCACCGUUGGCCACACACACUGGAACCGCAAGGACCCGAGCCAGGCACUCACACGCACAAAGUACAUAUGACCUACGUAUGAAUCAUGUUACUUUCGGAAAGAUCAUUAAUAGUCGCAAAAGAAUCAGGAAUAUGUGAUAGGCUAUAAUUUCUAAGAGCCCGGUAAAAGAGUGAAAGUGAGCAAUGAAGUAGUUUUUAAAAAUUUUAAAUUUAUCACUUUCUCUCUUGAGCCUGUCCUCAUUUUUUUUCUUAUGAGAUAAUGCUAAUUUAUUUUUGUUUAUAUGAUAAAAUUAGCCAUCUAUCGUCGAUUACGCAAGAAAAAUCAAUUUUAAUGACAGAACUGUAAAUUAUUAACGAAUUUAACACUGAGUUCUUACAUGCUUAGUUUAUAAAGAAAUUGUACUUGUUCAAUUUUACGUAUAAUCGUGAUAGGUGUCAUUUAAGAUAAAAGACAAUUUUUAUAUCACUAUGUAGGUAAAAAUUGCAUUAGUCAAUGAUUUUUUUUACCCUUAUAAGCUUAGAAUAUCUCAGAUAUUGUAUAUUCCUUAAAAAAUAGUGUGUACUUUGUAUUUUACUUACAAAACUCUUUCACUCUAUUUUUUUCUUUUUUGUACAUAAAUUUUUUAACGAUUUCAAUAUAACCAACAAGAAAAGUAUGUUGCAUUGUCGGUGCCGUUAUAUACGCAUAUAUACCCGGACUUUUUCUUAUUUAACUUCCAACAAAGAGCGGGUACAAAAUUUCUCCACACAUAUACGCGAUUUUUGUCUAAACAAUAGAUUAUUGUUAAUAAUUAAUGCUUAAGGAUUAUAGAUCAUAUUUGUAAAAAAUGUUUGCUAAUGCAGAAAUAAAACGUAUGCACCGAUUUCAAUUUGA
Copidosoma floridanum is the source of this 10322-nucleotide messenger RNA. RefSeq lists its product as uncharacterized. The record is from RefSeq and is a predicted model, not a curated record. Gene Ontology annotation, biological process: regulation of telomere maintenance. Gene Ontology annotation, cellular component: nucleus. Lineage: Eukaryota; Metazoa; Arthropoda; Insecta; Hymenoptera; Encyrtidae.